AUGACGAGUCGUCACCAGUCUUGUUUUAUUAUUAAACAAUUUAGUAGACACCAGAAGUUGGUGAAUGAUAAACCCAAACUUAUCAAUAUGGAUAUAUUAUCUUGGUGGCACAGUCAGAAAGAAAGUAUGCCCGUCCUCUAUGACUUGGUACAAAAGUAUAUGUGCAUUCCAUCGUCAUCAGCUCCUUGUGAGCGUAUAUUUUCAAAAGCAGGUACAAUGUGCACAUCAUUACGUAACAGAAUGUCCCGUUAUUGCAGUCGAAGAUGUCAUAAGAAAAAUCAACAAAAACGUUCUGAUAAUAAUUAA
Messenger RNA from Cavenderia fasciculata, 306 nucleotides. RefSeq lists its product as uncharacterized. The record is from RefSeq and is a predicted model, not a curated record. The transcript has 2 exons. Gene Ontology annotation, molecular function: protein dimerization activity. Bases 1 to 306 code for a protein of 101 amino acids. Lineage: Eukaryota; Evosea; Eumycetozoa; Acytosteliales; Cavenderiaceae.